AGAAGGGGAGGUGAUGAGAGGAAGCUGCAAAAACACAGGGCGGCUGCGCCUAGCUAAGUAGGACAAUAAAGUGAUAACACUCAAUGCUCUAACAAUGGGUUUGACGGAUAUUCUUCUCUUGGAAUUAAUUUUCAUUAUUUAUGUAAUAAACUGUGCACAAGGUCAUUAUGGGAACCCCCUGAAUAAAUACAUCCGCCACUAUGAAGGUCUGUCUUAUGACACAGACCUGCUUCACAGCAAACAUCAGAGAGCUAAGAGGGCUCUCUCCCACGAAGACAAGUUCCUUCAUCUGGACUUCCAUGCCCAUGGAAGACACUUCAAUCUGAGAAUGAAGAGGGACACCACCCUGUUUGUCCCGGACCUGAAAGUGGAUAUGGGAGGAGAAGAGAACACGUAUGAUACCUCCCACAUCUACACUGGAGAAAUAUAUGGGGAGAAGGGUACCUUGAGCCACGGCUCCAUCGUGGAGGGCAAGUUUGAGGGCUUCGUCCAGACCUACCAGGGGACGUUCUACGUGGAGCCUGCUGAGAGAUACCUGAAGGACAAAGAUGUACCCUUCCAUUCGGUCAUCUACCACGAAGACGACAUCAACUAUCCACACAAGUACGGGCCAGAAGGAGGUUGCGCUGACCACUCUGUAUUUGAGAAGAUGAAGAAGUACCAGAGCUCUGUCAUAGAGGAACCGGCCUUGGACCAGAGCGAGGAGGCACCCUCUGACCCUGUUCUGCUGAGGAAGAAGAGGAUGGCGCAGGUAGAGAAGAACACCUGCCAGCUCUUCAUCCAGACAGACCACCUCUUCUUCAAGUUCUACAAGACCAGAGAGGCUGUCAUAGCACAGAUCUCCAGUCACGUUAAGGCCAUCGAUGCUAUCUACCAGGGCACAGACUUUAUGGGCAUUCGCAACAUCAGCUUCAUGGUGAAAAGAAUCAGGAUCAACAUGACCAGUGACGAGAGAGACAGGUCCAACCCCUUCCGCUUCGCCAACAUCGGUGUGGAGAAGUUUCUGGAGCUGAACUCGGAGCAGAACCAUGACGACUACUGCCUGGCCUACGUGUUCACUGACAGGGACUUUGACGACGGCGUGCUGGGCCUGGCCUGGGUGGGAGCCCCUGCAGGCAGCUCAGGGGGCAUCUGUGAGAAGAGCAAGUUGUACUCGGAUGGGAAAAAGAAGUCUCUGAACACCGGCAUCAUCACGGUGCAGAACUAUGCCUCGCACGUCCCACCCAAAGUCUCUCACAUUACCUUUGCUCACGAGGUCGGACACAACUUCGGCUCACCGCAUGACUCUGGGUCAGAGUGCACUCCGGGGGAGUCCAAGAGCCAAGACAAGAAGGAGAAGGGAAACUACAUCAUGUACGCCCGGGCCACCUCAGGAGACAAGCUCAACAACAACAAGUUCUCCAUCUGCAGCGUGCGCAACAUCAGCCAGGUGCUGGAGAAGAAGAGGGGGAACUGCUUCGUCGAGUCUGGCCAGCCCAUCUGUGGUAACGGCCUGGUGGAGCCUGGAGAGGAGUGUGACUGCGGCUACAGCGACCAGUGCAGGGACCAGUGUUGCUAUGACGCCAACCAGCCCGACAACAAGAAGUGCAAGCGAAAGCCAAACAAAGUCUGCAGUCCCAGCCAAGGCCCUUGCUGUACUCACGAGUGCACUUACAAGGGCCGCAACGACAAGUGCAGAGAGGAGUCCGAGUGUGCCCACCAGGGCAUGUGCAACGGGGGCACGGCCCAGUGCCCCACCUCCGAGCCCAAGGCCAACUUCACCGCCUGCCACGGGGAGACCCAAGUCUGCCUCAACGGGGGCUGCUCCGGCUCCAUCUGUGAGAAGUACGGGCUGGAGGUGUGCACCUGCGCCAGCCAGGAGGGCAAGGACGAGACCGAGCUGUGUCACGUGUGCUGCAUGGAGAAGAUGAACCCCAACACCUGCAGCAGCACGGGCUCAGAGAAGCUGGCACGCUUCUUCAAUAAGAAGGUGACCACCCUGCCCGCUGGGUCCCCCUGUAACGACUUCAAGGGCUACUGCGACGUGUUCAUGAAGUGCCGUCUGGUGGAUGCAGACGGCCCGCUGGCCAGGCUCAAGAAGGCCAUCUUCAACCCCGAACUCUACGAGAACAUCGCAGAGUGGAUAGUGGCACACUGGUGGGCCGUCCUGCUGAUGGGCAUCGCUCUGAUCAUGCUGAUGGCCGGCUUCAUUAAGAUCUGCAGCGUGCACACUCCCAGCAGCAACCCCAAACUGCCCCCGCCCAAACCACUCCCAGGCACCCUGAAGAGGCGGCGUGCCCAGCAGCAAGCCAGCUCCCAGGUGCAGCACCAGUCCCAGCACCCCCACUCCCACCAGCAUGCCGGGCAGAGGCAGCCCCAGAGGCAGCCCCAGCCCCAGAGGCAGCCCCAGCCCCAGAGGCAGCCCCAGCCCCAGAGGCACGGCCGGCAGCCCAGGGAGAACUAUCAGAUGGGGCAGAUGCGCCGCUGAGACCACCAGGCCACGCCUUGGCUCCUCCUCCUUGUGCCUACAGUGGGAUAAAACAGUCACUCCAUCCAAAGAAUAGCCUAAACCAGUCACCCGAUCAUCCUCACACCCUUCAUCCACCAAACAGCCCGACAAACAGACGGCGAGAUAUGGAGAAUGACAGAGCGACCCUGCCGUGAGCCCGCACGUGUCGAGUGAGAUCGUCCAUCCUGCCUGGGAUGUAGACUUGGACCCCCGGGCGAUCCAACACGGCCAUCUGGCAUUUUUCUCUCUUGCCCCCCCCCCCCCAUAUUGUUUUUAUUGGUUUGUUUUUAAAGGAGUGCCAAGGAGUUAAGGAAUCAUGCGUAGCUUUAGUACCUUCUGUGAUGAUUUUGGUUUUGUUUUUCUCCUUUCCAAUUGCUAAGUCCUCUCAAGUGACACACCUGCGGCUGCUGGUGAAUCUUCUGUGAUUUUUCUUCUGCCAUCCCAGCCAGGAAGCCGAGAGGCACUCGGUAGAGAUCUUCAGCACUUUUGGGAUUUUCCACCUUUUCAAAACGUCAAAAGACACAAGCUCUUGUCUCUCAUGCAGACCAUCCUCUGCAUGUGACUGUACAGAUUUAAGUGUAUCAUAAGUGAAUACAAACUAUUUCUUCUACUGUAAAUGUAUGAUUCUUUACUGGUUUCGGUUAGUACUCUCAGGACUCUAAACACACAAAUGAAGGUAUCUGCGAAGAUGAGCUCUUGAAUGCUGAAGCGGGGGUGGAGGAUCUGAUGGUCGUUCGACUUCCCCUGCUGCAGUCGGAUCAGGAGGGAAGUCUCAACAUCACGUUAGGUUACUAGACAUGGAUGCUAAACGUCAAGGUCACCCUAUCCCACUUUUGACCUGGAGGGACGUUCGAGAUCCAAAUCUUCAUCUGCUUUUGUUUUGUUGCUAACAUCUCGUACUGAUCACACCAUGUAUCAUAUAAGGAUAGUCAAGGAACAGGAGGGAACCUCACCAGGUUUUACACACUUUUAUUGUUGCUGAAGAAUGAAUAACCACUAACUUAAGAUAAGAAUUCUGCCUGUGUAGUUCAUAAAUGCAGGCAAAUGAAGGCAGACUAAGGGGCUUACAAUAGGUCAGAGAGUGUAUUAAUGUUAGUGCUAGGUUUACGUGAGUGUGGAAAGUGUGAAAUUGCAAAAUAGUUCCAAUAUGGAUGUAAAAAAAAAGAAAUUAAGAAAAAAAAGUUACUCCAUGCUCUUACUUUUCACAUCAAAAGU
Molecule: messenger RNA, 3703 nt
Organism: Osmerus eperlanus (European smelt)
Lineage: Eukaryota; Metazoa; Chordata; Actinopteri; Osmeriformes; Osmeridae
Product: disintegrin and metalloproteinase domain-containing protein 10-like
Exons: 16
Coding region: 95-2467 (790 amino acids)
Biological process (GO): membrane protein ectodomain proteolysis; Notch signaling pathway
Cellular component (GO): synaptic membrane; plasma membrane
Molecular function (GO): metalloendopeptidase activity involved in amyloid precursor protein catabolic process
Source: RefSeq, a predicted model, not a curated record